UAUAUAAUGAAACAAAAUUACACAUUUGGAACACUAGGGUUAUAAUGGAACAGAUUUGAUUCUACUUGAUUGAAGCGCAUUCCAGUCAUGGCUUCUUCUCAAUGCACUCGACGUCUUUUCUCCAUCUCUUCCUUCAAAUCAGCUCUUAGACCCACCACUAACGCUUCUCCUUCGAUUACCCCUCACCGUCGAUUCUCACCCUUUAUCAGAAAUUGUGUAUACCAGCUUGGGAGUGUGCAAUCACUUUUGCCUCUUCACAAUACAGUAGCAACUUGUAGAAUGGUGUCAAAUCUUAGCGUUGAUUCAAGGAAUUGUCAUGAUGUUUCACAGGUUACUCUUUCUUGCAACCAUCCUGGACCCUAGCCUUUCUUACUACUAUCAACUGUGAGUUUUUGUUGCUUUCCUUGUAAAAUCAGAGGAAAAUUAGGAUUUUUGUUGAUGGGGUUUUGAGAAGUCAUAAAAUCAAUCCAAUAACAUGUACACAGUACAUGUGAUUGGAAGAGAGAAAACAAUUAUGUUGAUUUAGAGAUGAGUUUGGAAACCUUGUGUAUUAUUAUGAGUUUAGCCUCAAAUCAGAUACUGAAAUAGAGUUCAAUUAUUUCAUAUCAUUGGACACCGUAUAUUUUAA
Lathyrus oleraceus (garden pea) is the source of this 628-nucleotide messenger RNA. RefSeq names its product protein NONRESPONDING TO OXYLIPINS 2, mitochondrial. The record is from RefSeq and is a predicted model, not a curated record. Gene Ontology annotation, cellular component: mitochondrion. The transcript is spliced from 2 exons. NCBI's taxonomy places the organism in Eukaryota, Viridiplantae, Streptophyta, Magnoliopsida, Fabales, Fabaceae. Bases 88 to 363 code for a protein of 91 amino acids.